CGCUACUUGGAGUCUUAAACUGAACCAACCGCCAUAUACCCUUCUGUGAGAAAGAACGCGAGAGAGAGGGAGAUAGUAAUGGCGAGGAGGAGAUUGUUGGUGCUGCUAAAACCGUUCGACGUUUACCCAGCUUCCCAAUCCGACGGCCUGUCUCGCAUCACCAGCCUCCAGCUACGGCACUUGGACAAUAGGCGAAAGGUGCACAAGGAUGCAAUGAACUUUUGUCAGAAUAUUUUGCGGCACAAGCCUGUUGAGUGGAAAGCUCUACUGCGUAACGAUAUAAGGCAGCCCAUCCAUGAUGUGGACCUUGUUAUUACAGUUGGUGGUGAUGGCACCUUACUACAUGCUAGCCAUUAUAUUGAUGACUCUGUUCCAGUUCUAGGAGUGAAUUCUGACCCUACCCGACCUGAAGAGGUGUUCAGGCACAGCAAUGAGUAUGAUGCGACGAGAAGCACAGGCUAUCUUUGUGCUGCAACUGUUGACAACUUUGAACAGAUACUGGACAACAUCAUAGAGGAUCGAAUUAGUCCUUCCGAUCUGAGAAGGAUCUCCAUAGGUGUAAACUCACAAGUGAUCUCAACUUAUGCUCUUAAUGAUAUUUUAAUUGCACAUCCAUGUCCAGCAACACUUUCACGGUUCUCAUUCAAAAUUAAAAGUGAUUACCAGCCAUGCUCUCCUUUAGUGAGCUCUCGAUCAAGCGGUCUAAGAGUUUCAACAGCUGCGGGAGCAACAGCUGCAAUGCUUUCAGCUGGCGGAUUUCCAAUGCCCAUAUUAUCUCAGGACCUCCAGUAUAUGGUAAGAGAGCCCAUUGCAUUAGGAGCAGCCUCAAGCUUAAUGCAUGGGUUUAUUAAUCCUCGACAGUCCAUGGAAGCUACAUGGUUUUGUAAAGAGGGAAUCAUAUACAUUGAUGGUACUCAUGUCCGCUGUUCUGUAAAAAAUGGGGAUCGCAUUGAGAUAUCUUCCAAGGCCCCAGUUUUGAAGGUUUUCUUGCCUCACCGUGUACAGCACGUUAGUGGUUUAUGAGGAGGCCAAGUUACAAUGAAAAAGAUAGUAGAGAAACAUUUUGUAAAUAUGGCUGGUGCAUAUAUGGGGCACUUCCGUAGACAUGAGUCCACGUUUACCUUUUGAUUCUCCGUUUCUGAAGGGAAAUCUACUAAUUUUGGAAUGAUUUUGCA
Messenger RNA from Rosa rugosa (rugosa rose), 1175 nucleotides. Its product is annotated as NADH kinase. The transcript is spliced from 5 exons. Gene Ontology annotation, biological process: NAD+ metabolic process; NADP+ biosynthetic process. Gene Ontology annotation, molecular function: NAD+ kinase activity. NCBI's taxonomy places the organism in Eukaryota, Viridiplantae, Streptophyta, Magnoliopsida, Rosales, Rosaceae. The record is from RefSeq and is a predicted model, not a curated record. Bases 79 to 1023 code for a protein of 314 amino acids.